Messenger RNA from Cariama cristata (Red-legged seriema), 2170 nucleotides. It is a transcript of the gene SANBR, whose product is annotated as KIAA1841 ortholog. The transcript is spliced from 20 exons. The record is from RefSeq and is a predicted model, not a curated record. Bases 14 to 2170 code for a protein of 718 amino acids. Lineage: Eukaryota; Metazoa; Chordata; Aves; Cariamiformes; Cariamidae.
UAAGUAGCCAAAGAUGAGUCGUGGCUUUUCAGAAAACAAUAACUUUCCGUAUGACAACAAUCAAAUGGUUUUGGAUAUGAUCCUGUGUUCACUGGUUGGCGUUCCUCAGCCUAUCAACUGGGACAGUGUGGCAAGGCUAGUUCCAGGAUACACGUCCAAAGAGUGUGCAAAAAGGUUUGAUGAACUAAAAGGCAGUGGAAGUUCACCUGUUGACAACCAGUAUAAUCCCCUGAUGGCCGCUGGUGGGAGUCCUGUGGAAAAUUUAGCUACGUACAUCAAAUCCUCCUUGCUCGAUACACAGACAGAGUUUCAGGAGCCUGCUAUUGGGCAGGAUUCCAUUACUAUAACUGGAAGGCCCAGCACAACCUCCACAAGGAAUUGUUCUUCAGAAUCUGAGAAAGAUCCUAUGCAGAAAGGUGGAGAAAGCACCGCCGAAAGCCAGGGGCCAAAUAUGGUGAUCCAUGUGUGUGAUGAAGCGAAAAACCUCAAAGAAGAUUUUGUGUGUCCUCGAGACCUUUUGAUUUCAGAAAUGAAGUACUUUGCUGAAUAUCUGUCAGUGGAUGCUCAGCGCUGGGAAGAGGUGGACAUUUCAGUGCACUGUGACGUUCACAUUUUUGACUGGUUGAUAAGAUAUGUUAAAAGGAAUGCUAAAGAUUCUGAAGCUAAUGAAAUGCCCACUUUAGAACCAUCAAACGUCAUAUCAAUUCUUAUUUCUUCUGAGUUUUUGAAGAUGGAUUCAUUAGUAGAAAAGUGUAUUCAUUAUUGUCACAAAAAUAUGAAUGCUAUUGUAGCCACGCCAUGUAACAUGAAUUGUAUCAAUGCUAAUCUUGUCACGCACAUUGCUGAUCUCUUCACUCACAAUGAAGUAGAAGAGCUGAAGGACAAAAGAGACAAAUUUAAGAGUAAACUUUUCUGCAAGAAGAUUGAGAGACUGUUUGAUCCAGAGUACCAAAAUCCAGAUUCUCGAGGAAAUGCAGCAACAUUAUACAGGUGUUGUUUAUGUAAAAAACUGCUAACUAAAGAUACAGAAAGAAGAAUUCCUUGUGUACCAGGAAAAAUCAACAUAGAUCAACAUGGGAAUAUUGUCUAUGUUCAUAUAAGAGACAAAACCUGGGAAGUCCACGAGUACUUAAUUAGCCUUCAUGAGGAAUUGAAAUCUUGGCGGGAUGUUUAUUGGCGUCUUUGGGGGACUGUCAAUUGGUUGACCUGCUCAAGAUGUAACCAAUCUUUCCUGUGUACUGAGUUCUCACAUUGCCAGUACCAUUCUCAGCCAGUUCUUUAUCCAGGUGUAGCAAGUGCUCUAGGUUCGACUGGGACAGGAGUAUAUCCCUGUUGUAACCAAAAAGUACUUCGAUUUGAUCCUACAACCCUCCCAAAGGGCUGCAAAGUGAGGGAUCAUAUGGUUGAUUUACCUUCAGGAAAAGAAGAUGGGGAUGCUUUGCCAUCUCAAACUACUAAAAUAUUGAAUGAUCUGCUUCAUCAUAGAGAUGUUAUUGUUGUUCCUUUCACUAAGGAUGAGAAUAGUGAUUCUGGCAUUGGGCUCUGUGAUGAAGAAGGCAUUGAAUGUGAUGUGCUUGCAGAACCAAAUACGCCAUGGGGUCCCAAAACUGGAGAAAUCAAUGCUUUUCUUUCUCUGAAGAACUGGACUUUGCAACUGAAACAGCAGUCAUUGUUAUCUGAAGAAGAGGAGUAUACCACUGGCUCAGAGGUCACUGAGGAUGAAGUGGGAGAUGAAGAAGAAGUAUGCAGGAAACCAGGGAGAAAGGAGAAAUUAAAGAAAUCCUACAAGCACCCAAAGAAAGUGAUUUCUUCACCUAGUAUUCAGAAAAAGGAGAAGCCGUCUGAUAAGUCAAGUUCCCGAGAUGCAUCUCCAUUCGUUGUGAGUAUGCAGCAGAACAAAUGGGAUGCCUCAAGGUCACUGAGAUUCAACCAAGAUGCCCAAAGAGAAGAUGAUCAGAGAAGAAUGUCUGAGAUUACAGGGCACUUAAUAAAAAUGAGACUGGGAGACCUUGAUCGAGUCAAGUCAAAAGACAGCAAAGAAUACGCAGGAGGCAUUUAUUCUAGACUUGAAGCUCAGAUAAAAGCCUCAGCGCAGGUCAGUGCACGACAAAACAAUGCUGAGAAGAAUGUCAGGUCAAAAUCCCGUUUUGGUCAAGGCCGUCCAACAUAA